This is a messenger RNA of Stegodyphus dumicola, 3923 nucleotides long. RefSeq lists its product as uncharacterized. NCBI's taxonomy places the organism in Eukaryota, Metazoa, Arthropoda, Arachnida, Araneae, Eresidae. The record is from RefSeq and is a predicted model, not a curated record. Gene Ontology annotation, biological process: anatomical structure morphogenesis.
UGGGUGAGAGAGUAACCUUGACCACCCCAGGUCAUUACCAAGCAGAAAAGGCGGAAGACAGAAACCUCCUCGCAUUCAUUCGCAGCAGUCGGCGCCUCCUCACUCGCGCUGCCUCGCAUUGGGAUUCUACUUACUACCCCCGAACGGAUUGUUGAAGUUACCGUUAAAAGACUGCGGAAACCAGAAAAAAUGACCGUCCUGUUGAUCGCAGUUACGUUUUUGACUCUGUCAGCCACAAUUGUUGAAGGUCGCGUGACAUUCGUAAAGAGCACUGGUUUAAGUUACGGGGGUUACUCCUACUUUACCAUUCGGAACGUGUCGUUACAUGAAUGUCAAAGAUGGUGCCGAGAUGAUACAGAAUGUGAGGCAGCUGCUUUUGAUUAUGCUGCGAGGCCUCAGGAUGGACUUCCGGAGACCACGUGUACUCUGCAGAAUGACACCAUGGCAGGCAAGACGAACAUUGCCCCGAAGAGAGGAAGACACACCUAUUACUUAACGAAGAUGCAUAUCAAUUCCGAUCAUCUCUGCGAUCGAUUGUGGUCCUUCGAGUGGAUUCCAAACAAGAUUCUGCGUGGUUUAGACAAUGCCAUAAUUUUCACCUCAAAUCGUGAAUCUUGUCUGUCUGCCUGCUUGUCGGAAGUACGUUUUGUCUGUCGAUCCGUGGAAUUCAACAUGGUUACUCAUGAAUGUCAUUUGAGUGAAUUCGAUCGCCGCUCGCCUGGGGCAAAUGUCCAUCUCGUAGAUUCCCAAGGUGUAGAUUACCUGGAAAAUUUUUGUCUUCAGUCGUCUAUGGUAUGCCCUGGUCCUAAGCAUUACAAUUACCUCCAAGUUGGUUUAUCUCAAGCAGCAAUCACCAGCUAUGUCCAAUUCAAUUAUUACCCAGAUAAACAGAUUGUGGUUAAUAGUAGACAAGACUGUCUGCAGCAGUGUUCCACGGAAGAGGUUUUCAUUUGUCGGUCAGUCCUGUUCAAGCCAGAUUCUCGACCAGGUAAAGCACUGUGCGUCUUAUAUCAUUUGGAUCAUACAGCAUUCCCGGGUGGUCCAGAUGAUCUUUCCACGGCAAGUCCUCAAAUGGUCAUCGGCGGUGAAAGGUCUCGUUUUUAUUUGGAAACCGUUUGUGGUGCAGCUCCAUCUGAAGGUGCAUUUGGUCAAGUUCCAGAGCAAAGACCCGAACAACGACCAGACAUGAUGCAUGAUAAUACUACACCAAAGACUGCAGCUAUGAUGGCAGAUGAAAAUGAUCCUUCUUGCGAUGCUUAUGGUGUUUGCUAUGAUGUGAAAAUCCGAUGCAGCGAUACGAAAAUCGUAGUAUUUGUGGAGACAUCCAGGCCUUUCCAUGGUCGAGUGUAUGCCCUGGGAAGAAGCGAAACUUGUAAUGCUCAUAUCCACAACAGCCAAAACUUUCAACUGGAUCUCUCUCUGUCUGGACAAGACUGCAACACCCAAUCACUGGCUGGCGUAUACACGAACACAGUAGUCCUGCAGCAUCAUAAUGUUGUACUUACAAAGGCAGACAAGAUGUACAAUGUUCGCUGUACCUAUGAAACCACAUCCAGGAACGUAUCUUUUGGCAUGAUUCCUGUAAGGGAUCCUGCUACUCUCGAAGUUUCGGGAGCCCCUGAAGCACCUCUGCCUCAAAUUGUUAUCCUUGGGCAAGAUGGCCGAGAAGCAAGCACAGUGCGCAUUGGUGAUAGACUCACUUUCCACAUUGAGAUACCAGAAGAUACUCCUUACGGAAUAUUUGCUCGAAGCUGUUUCGCUAUGGCCAAAGACGGAAGAAGCACUUUCGAAAUCAUCGAUGACAGGGGAUGCCCUGUAGAUCCUGUGAUAUUUCCUCGAUUUUUGCAAGUGGGUGACGCUUUGGAAAGUUCUUAUGAAGCCUUCCGUUUCACAGAAUCCUAUGGUGUUAUAUUCCAGUGUAAUGUCAAAUACUGCGUUGGAAAAUGUGAACCAGCAUUAUGCGGUGAUUAUUUGAGCUUGUCUCGUGAGGAAUCCUGGGGUCGUAAGAAACGUUCAACAUCAGAAAACGAGCCUCUCCAAGACGAAAUGACUCUCAGCAAAGAAAUUCUGGUUCUUGAUUUUGGAGACGAAGGCGUUUCUACAUCUUUGCACCACACUCCUCACUCUGCAAAUGAAACUUUCGCUGUUCAGCAUUCAGUUGGUAUUUUGGAAGAAUGUGCUUCCCGAACAUCGGUAAUGGCACUUGGAGUUACAACAGCGCUUCUUCUGGUCAUCUAUAUUUGCACUGUGGCUUAUUUCGUAGCUCACCAAAGAGCUGAAAAGGAAUUCAGGGCCUAAAAAGUUAAUCUCUAUAAAAAAAAACAUUUUGUUCCUUUAAAAGAAUGGUGAAACAGUCUUAGGAUGCCCAUCCUAUUAAUAUUAUGUCUCAGAAUGGGUGAAAGAAAGACUUAUUUUCAAAACAUUCUGUGACGAUCAGGAAGGUAAUCGGACUUAGUAUUAUGUUUAAUUGUAAAUCUCUUUUAUUAGAGUAUAUAUGAUUUUGCAUUAACAUAUAUAUUUCGAGCAUGGUUUCAGGUUAGUAAAUAAGUUUCCAGAUUUGUUGAAGUCAAAACCUGAUGUAAAACUAGGGGACUCAUCGUAGUUAUUGCUCGAGAUAAAUUUUGUAGCAAUUUAAAAAAAAAUUAAGUUUUCAUGUAAAUAUUUUCUGUCUACACAUCACUAGAAAAUUCUUAAAACAAACAGAAAACGAUUUUAAGAAACUGAGCAAAUAUUACAUAUCACAGUAAGAUUAAUUUCCUCUUAAGUUAACUGUUAUUUCACUGAAAUUUUUUAGUUACGUACCAUUCUCAGAGAUGACUUUAAACUAACGUUUAGACAUAUGACUUAUCAUUGAUUUAACAUAUCUGUGCUGUGAAAAUUUUAUGUUUAAAUCUGUUAUUAGUAUAAAAUUUCAACUGAUUCCGUUAUAAAUGAAACAAUAGCUUUAGCUUACCUUGCAAUGAUUCUUUCUGCAUGAAUUUUCUCUAGCAAUGCCAUUAGUAAACGUUAAGCUUAAUAUAAUUGAUUCAGAAGGUAUUGUUUACGUCCAUUCAAUUAUACCGCUCUGUAAUAUUGCCAAGAUUAAUUUAUAUUUAUUUAUUUAUUUAUUCUGUAUUCAUCAGUAUGUUUUUGUAUAUUCAUUGUGAGCGUUUAUUUAUUAUUUUCAUCGCGCAUGUUCCAUAUUUAAGGUCAGUUUCAAUCAUUCACUUUGUGCCUUCCUAACAUAAAUGUAUGUAAAAAUAAUGGUCAUGUUCUUGAAAGGCUGGUUAAUGGUUUUUAUUUUCUGUGAUAGCACUAUGAGCAAAUAAAAAUGGUUAUAUAAAAGCGGUGAUAAAAUGAAUAUUUUUCUGCUCAUUUUUUACCUUAGUUUAGUUAAACCUAUUAAACAUGUUGAGCUAAAAAUUAAAAACAUGUUUACUUUGUGAAAAUAUAUAUGAAUUGUUACAUUGCAUGACUACUUGCACUGAAGUUAUGCAUUGAUUUAAAGAAGGAUAAUAUCUUAUAUCUUUGAAACUAAGUAUAUAAAUACUGCUUUGGGAAUUACUUUGAAAACUGCUAUAAAUUGUAUUAAAGUUAUUGCUUCUGUUCUGUUGUACACGAAUAAUUAUUAUCCACCAAAAUAGGAAUAUAAUUAUUGACUCUGCAAUAGUCUUUGUAAUCCCUUUAAUUUUGGUUUUACUUUUGUAACAUUUUAAAUAUUUCAAUAGUUACAUUAAAAACAGUUGUUUUAAAAAUCACCGCUUUUGGAUAACCCUGAAAAUUUAAGCAUAGUGCUAGGGUUAGUGAAUAAUUUUAAUGGGUGCAAAGAUUUAUUUAUGCUACCUUUGUUGAUAGCUUUGCUAAUUUUAUUUUAUAUGUUUAUUUAUUUAUGUGUAAUGUAUAUGUCUUAUUUUUAAAAAUUUAUAAUAAAAAUAUCACUUAUA